AUGUUACAAUCUCCAUUUGGCGAAUUUAUAUGGUCAGGCUGGCCUCCGGAUAAGCAAUCAAUUCGUCCGAGUCUUUACGCACUCUGGUUUGAUAAACCGCCAACAAUUGCGGAAAUGCCAACAUAUCCAAGAUCUCUGGAUAAACUUGUUUAUGGUACAAAUGGAACUGCAUGGGGAUGGUACAUUGGCUCAUCAACAGAGAUGCGUCCAUACAUAUGUCAAGCACCGUCAAUAAAUGCCAAAUACUUGCGUCCCAAUGGUCGGAUGAUUGAAUACGGUCAAAAUGAUACGCUUCCUAUUUCUCGAGGUCCCUGCUUUGUAACACAACCCGAAGAUGCAUGGUUUGUAAGUGGGAUCGAUGUGGAAAAUUUAGUCUCAUUCAAAUGCUUUGCCAAUGGAAAUCCAGCACCGAGUUAUAGGUGGUACAAGCUUGGCUUGAUAACCGGCGGUUCCAGUGUAGCCGUCAGAAGGACUCUUGUCGAUCCCAUGAAUUCGACAGAUGGUCGCAUAGCCAUAAGUGGAGGAAACAUGGUGAUACACUCCCCUAUAUCAACACUAGAUUCCGAAUAUUACCAAUGUGAAGCAUAUAAUCGAUUUGGAAGCAUUUCAAGUCGAACAGCAAAAAUAAUCUUUGGUCAAUUGGAAACCUUCCCAAAACACCCUCGUAGAACCAGAUUGGCGGCAGCUUAUCAAAGCGUUACCAUUCCUUGUGAUCCUCCUGCUCAUUCUCCAAGAGAUAGUUUAAUAUACUCGUUCUACAUGCGAAAAGGACCGGUUCUCGAACCACUAGUACUGUUGGCUCGACCGGGAGUCUUUGUCUCGCAAGCACAGGCACUCAUCGGUUUUUCUGAGGCCACAACGCAGGAUUCGGGAGUAUAUGUGUGCAUGAUUACGAUGUAUCAACUGGGCUCUCGGUUGAGUGACUCACCAAAAUCACCAGAUAUGCCUUUGGAAGUGAUGGAGAGCAAUUACAGGACACAAGAGCCCCGCAUCUACGACAGUUUCCCGGCCAUUUGGCCUAGCGAUCCCAUUCGUGGUCACCCCGUCCGGAUUGAAUGCUUCGCCGGUGGCAGUGUGCAGUCUGGACCACUACAUUACACCUGGCGCAGACUGGACGGCGUCCCAAUUCCUGUAAAUAGAUUGAGAGAGCUCAACCGUGUCAUUGAUAUUCCGCAAGUGCAACCUGAAGAUCAGGGUGUUUACGAAUGCAGCGUAACGGAUGCAAGAGGGAGCCAGGCGGAUCCACGAACUGUGAGUCUGCAGAUCAGAGCACUGCCUUACUUCACUAACAAGGCGAAGGACGAGGUAGUGGCAGUGGGCACCACCGUUACAAUGGUCUGCGAGGCCGGUGGCAUACCCGAGCCCACGCAAUACUGGUAUCGCAAUGGUGUGCGCGUUCGCAAUCUCAUUGACUCUGGUCAGCUCGACACAACCCGCUAUGUUGUUACAGACGGCACCAAGGAACCCGCUUCUCUAGUCAUCUCCAAUGUGGUUACCGCCGAUUCAGCGAUGUUCGACUGCCUAGCAGUGAACAGUCUGGGUAGUGAGUCCUCUUCUGGUGAGCUGCGAGUGCUCGCUUUUGCACCUAACUUUCAAAAACAUCCAAUGGUACCGGUGCUAGGCAUGGUGGGCUACAAUGCUGUCAUGACCUGUCAGCCUGAGGCUGCCCCUGACCCCACUAUCACCUGGUUUUUCCAGGGGACAACCCUUGCUCCUAUCGCCAGCAUCGUGGAUCAGACCACCGGCGAACCUACUUGCCCGGUAACAUAUUGCACAUUGCCCAGUGGAAAUCUGUUGGUGGCGCAGUUGACGAGAAUGCAGGCGGGUCUGUACGAGUGCCGGGCGCAGAACCAAUUCGGCAUGGCUAGCACUUCAGCUCAUCUCACAGUGAUUGAUCCACUGGUUCUCACUUUAAAACCACAAAACACUAUUGUAGAUGUCAACUCGACAGUCAUUGUGCCUUGCAAGGCGACUGUCAGCUCAUUCCUCGAUGUCAACUAUGCCUGGUUCUACGAGGAUGUGGAAAUAAAGUUUGAUCGACUGGAUGUGGACGCACGGCGCUACGAGACGACGAAAUUUUUGCGGUCUUAUGAUCGCAACUUCGGCUUUUUGCACAUAGUGAAUAUCCAACUCUACGAUGCUGGUCGGUACACUUGCGAGGCGCAGACGCCGCUCUCCCGAAACCGCUCUACUGCCUAUAUCCUCGUUGCUGGUCCGCCUGGUCCCUGUGCGGGUGUGGAGGCAGCAACAAUUCCAGACAGUGAAUUGGUUAUGGUGAAUUGGACCGUUGGAGCGGACCACUUUCACCCUAUCCAAUACUUCAUAAUUGAGGCUAAAGUGGCUGAUGAGCCGUGGUCCGUAGUGGUGUCGCGUCUCAACCAGUCUGCCGACAUCGUGAUCGGUCAGAAUACCAAACGCAGAACAACUACAAUAGGAAAUCUCUACUCGAACAUACCCUAUCAGCUGCGCGUCCGAGCGGUGAACGCGUUGGGUGUUGGGGAGCCUUCGAGGCCAUCGCGUGGGAUCGUCACUCUGCCGAAGGCACCGACAAAAAUGGUCCGGAAUGUGACUGGAGGUGGUGGCAAAGAGGGCACACUGGUGGUGAAAUGGGAGCCGCUGACGUACGUAGAACAGAACGGAGAGGGCUUUCAUUACGUGCUUCGAUGGAGGGCCUGGGAGGACACCGAGUACACUACGGCCCUCGUCUAUGAGCCUUCAUCGGUGCCAGAUACCACGUGGGUGCAGUACACCGUCAGCCUGCCCGUUCUGCGCUACUAUAAGCCCUACGAGGUCACCAUCCAGGCUGUCAACAAUCAGGGCUCCGGGCCAAUCACCGAUCCAGUGGUGAUAAUGUCAGCUGCUCGUCUCCCGGUUACUGCCCCACGCAAUCAACAGGCAAACCAGUACAAUGGUAGCGCCCUUCUCAUCACUUGGGAUCCCCCUUUGCUAAGUGGCGAAGAGGGUCCCCUCCUCGGUUACCGACUUAUCUACUGGCGCCGCAAUCUGGAAUGCCUCGGCAUCGAAUCCGACAUCGAGCGCUUUGAGCAGGGUCAGCGGCGCACCCUCUACGGCGCCGACCUGACUUCUGGCUUUAUUAUCGGUCUAGAGCAGGAUAUCUACUACUGUGUUGCGGUUCAGGCCUUCAACACAGCAGGCGAUGGGCCGCCGUCGGGAUUUGCCGAGCAGACGACUUACAAACUUUGGCCGCAGAGUUUCCCCACCAUGAUUCAACUGAAUAGCACGCACUACCCACGGACGGUGCGAGUGAGUUGGGUGGGCGUACAAACCACCCUGAAUGAGGAGGCGGUUUUGGGCUAUCGCAUUCGCUACUGGCUGGUGGGCUCAAACUACAAGGAGGCGCACACAGACGUGGACGUGAGGUUGAGAACGUACGGCUAUGUACAGAAUUUGGACAUUAAUAAACGCUACAACCUGCGGGUGUAUGCGUAUAGUCGGGGCGGUGUAGGGAAAAUGUCCUCUCCGAUUGUGCAAUUUCAGAUGAUCCCCAGGGAUCAGUGUGUACCGGGAGCAUCAUGGGAGGGUCCCGACAUCCAUUACAACCUAGUCUGCUCAGCAUUGAAAGUGCGAUGGCCUAUAUGGGUGAUUGCUUUGACUUUCAUCCUUCUACUUGAGCAACUCAACCUCUAA
This is a messenger RNA of Echinococcus granulosus, 3648 nucleotides long. RefSeq names its product Contactin. Gene Ontology annotation, biological process: cell-cell adhesion. NCBI's taxonomy places the organism in Eukaryota, Metazoa, Platyhelminthes, Cestoda, Cyclophyllidea, Taeniidae. The coding region runs from base 1 to 3648 and encodes 1215 amino acids. The record is from RefSeq and is a predicted model, not a curated record. Gene Ontology annotation, molecular function: protein binding. The transcript has 15 exons.